Panthera uncia (snow leopard) is the source of this 2642-nucleotide messenger RNA. RefSeq names its product leucine rich repeats and guanylate kinase domain containing (gene LRGUK). The coding region runs from base 561 to 2600 and encodes 679 amino acids. Gene Ontology annotation, cellular component: cytosol. The record is from RefSeq and is a predicted model, not a curated record. NCBI's taxonomy places the organism in Eukaryota, Metazoa, Chordata, Mammalia, Carnivora, Felidae. Gene Ontology annotation, molecular function: protein binding; GMP kinase activity. The transcript is spliced from 15 exons.
AAGGGGGGCGGGUAAUGUAAAUUAAUUGCAAAUCAGCCCUCAGUCCUCGUCUGGUAGUUUCUCUUUCUUACCCGCAAUUAAGUAAGAAGGACAGGAACCAUGUCUUGUAUUUCAUUUAUGCACGACCUCGUCUCCUAACACCGCGGUCCGCAUAGAGUAAAAUUUCAGUGUUAAUUAGCUUUCCAACAGAGAGCAUCAGACUAACACUUUCAAAGUACCACUCCGCGGAAAGAGCCUUUGUGAAUGAGGCAGGUGCGGGAAGGAGGCUCACAGGUGAUCUUAGGGGGGGAUGAAAAUUCUCUAAGAGGGGCCACCAGGCCAGGAGAAAACAACUGGAGACCAAAGGGGUGCGGAGAAAAAAGGUGAAAAUGAGAAAGACAAGCAAAAAGAAACGAAGCCAGCGACCGAACGAACUAAACAAAAACCAAAGAAAAAGUCAAGCUCCAGGGACGGCGCAGACCUUAAGCAAGGACGCGCGGAGGAGCGGGAGAUGACAGCCCAGAAUCCCUUGCGGCUCCUCCUCCCCUGGCGGCAGUCUCCUAGGCAACCCGGUAAACAAGAUGGCGACCGCCGGGAGCGAUCCCCAGUGGCCGAUGCCUUCCUCUCUCCAGGGUAGUUCACGACGUGGAGCCCAGUCGAUACUGUCGCGCUCAGAAAAAGAGCGUCAGUCUUGCUGGUCUUCUUCCCCCAUGGGGCAGAGACGGAAAGGUACUUUCCACAGAGCCUCCUCCUACCUGCUCCCGCAGCUCGUUCACCGCUCUGUGGAGUCGGACGCGGACGGACAGGACUGCGGGGACGAGGGCGAGGGCGAAGUGGAAUCCGAGGAGUCCUCAGAGUCCGAGAUGCUGAAUUUGGAGGAGGAAUUUGAUGGGGUCCUGAGAGAGGAGGUCGUGGCCAAUGCCCUUCACCAGUUGGGGCGCUCAGGUUCUGGCACUGAGCAGGUCUACCUCAAUCUAACUUUAUCAGGUUGUGGUUUAAUUGACAUUAGCAUUCUCUGUGAAUAUGUUCACCUACAAAAGUUGGAUCUUUCGCUAAAUAAAAUUGAAGAUUUGUCCUGUGUGAGUUGUAUGCCUUACCUUCUAGAACUUAAUGCUUCUCACAACAAACUGACUACGUUCUUCAAUUUCAAGCCGCCCAAAAAUCUCAAGAAGGUGGAUUUUUCCUGCAACCAAAUUUCUGAAAUGUGUGAUUUGUCGGCUUACCAGGCUCUCACUAAACUCAUUUUGGACAGCAACGAGAUAGAGGAAAUCAGCGGGCUGGAGAUGUGCAGUGGCCUGAUGCACCUGAGUCUGGCCAAGAACAAGAUCACGUCAAUUAAUGGCUUAGGCAUGUUGCCCAUCAAAAUUCUUUGUCUGAGCAAUAACCAGAUUGAGAAGAUGACCGGUUUGGAGGAACUAAAAGCCUUGCAGGUCGUGGAUCUGUCCCACAAUCAGAUCAGUAGCCUCCAGGGCUUAGAAAACCACGACUUCCUGGAAGUGAUCAACCUCGAGGAUAAUAAGAUUGCUGAGCUGGGUGAGAUAGAUUACAUUGAAAAUCUACCUCUCCUUCGAGUUGUCAACUUUCUAAGAAAUCCAGUUCAGGAAAAGUCUGAAUAUUGGUUGUUCGUGAUUUUUAUGCUCCUACAAUUAACAGAAUUAGAUCAGAAGAAAAUUAAAGUGGAAGAAAAGGUUGCGGCAGUGAAUAGGUACAACCCUCCCCCAGAAGUGGUCGCAGCCCAGGAUCACCUGACCCAUGUCCUCAACAGCGUGAUGCAGCCACAGAGGAUCUUUGACAGCACUCUUCCUCGCCUGGACGCCCCUUAUCCCAUGCUGGUGCUGGCCGGUCCUGAAGCCUGUGGCAAACGAGAGCUCGCUCACCGCCUCUGCAGACAGCUCAGCGCUUACUUCAGAUACGGGGCCUGUCACACCACAAGACCGCCUUACUUUGGAGAGGGGGAUCGAGUCGAUUAUCAUUUUAUCUCUCAAGAAGUUUUUGAUGAAAUGGUAAACAUGGGGAAGUUCAUUCUAACAUUUAAUUAUGGGAAUCACAACUAUGGAUUAAGUAGGGACACCAUAGAAGCCAUCGCAAGAGACGGUUUAGCAAGCUGUGUUCACAUGGAGAUAGAAGGUGUCAGAAGUUUGAAAUAUUCCUAUUUUGAGCCUCGAUAUAUCCUGGUGGUGCCCAUGAACAAGGAAAAAUAUGAAGGAUACUUGCGGAGAAAAGGAUUAUUCAGUCGUUUAGAGAUUGAAUUUGCUGUCUCCAGAGUGGACCUUUAUGUUAAAAUCAAUCAGCAGUUUCCUGGAUAUUUCGACGCAGUGAUCAAUGCAGAUGAUCUGGAUGCUGCCUACCAAAAGCUGAGUCGUCUCAUCAGAGAGUACCUUGGGUUGUCUGAGGAAACGUCCAAGGAUUUGGCUCCAACCGCAGGUACUACCCUGUCCCUUUUGUGCCAGAACUUUUUGUUUUCGUGGAGAGGAGAACAAAUCUGUGGGUGCUCAUCGCCCAGCCUAAAGCUGGUUCUAACUCUUGAAUCCCUACACUUCCUGCGGUGUGAUUGUCCCCGCAAACGAGCUGUGUGGAUCAGCCCUCCGGGUCUGUCCCUCUACUUGUCUCAGUGGCCAUAGUGGAACUCAGGGGACUGUCCUUCAGGGACAUGCUGGCCAGUG